This is a messenger RNA of Meira miltonrushii, 333 nucleotides long. RefSeq lists its product as uncharacterized. The coding region runs from base 1 to 333 and encodes 110 amino acids. The record is from RefSeq and is a predicted model, not a curated record. Lineage: Eukaryota; Fungi; Basidiomycota; Exobasidiomycetes; Exobasidiales; Brachybasidiaceae. The transcript has a single exon.
AUGCGUUUGACCCAUCUUUUAACAGCAUCAUACUUCUUCUCUAUCAUGUUAGUAAGCCAACAUAUAGCUAGCGUCAAGGCCACGAUUAUCCGUAAUGAAGGCAAUUCUGGUGAUAAAGGUGGCUAUACGAGCAAACGUUAUUUUAAUAAUGUUUCAAUAGCGAAAAAUGAACGACGUAAAUCAAAGGAUCCUGGUCCGAUGAGCCCAGAUACGGGUACAGGCCCCAGUAAUUCUCCACCCCCCAAACGUUUCAGCAAGGAUUCUGAACAGCUACCUCGAGCAAUUUCAGAUAAAGAUCCACAUGAUAAGAAAGAUCAUCAGACACCUCACUAG